AGGCGAGGUCUGGGUGAAGGAGAGCGAAAGGGCAGAGCCAUCGUAGCUUCUCCGGCCGCAAUGGCUCUGCCUCUGAGGUCCUUGAGCCGAGGCCUGGCCAGCGCAGCCAAGGGUGACCAUGGCGGGGCUGGAGCCAAUACCUGGCGCUUCCUGACCUUCCUGCUGGCACUGCCCAGUGUGGCCCUGUGUUCCCUCAACUGCUGGCUGCACGGGGGCCACCACGGGCGCCCCGAGUUCAUCCCCUACCACCACCUGCGCAUCCGCACCAAGCGCUACGCCUGGGGAGACGGCAACCACACGCUCUUCCACAACCCCCGUGUCAACCCCUUGCCCACCGGCUACGAGUAUCCCUGAGAUCCCGCCGCCAGUCUCCAGCCCAAUAAAGAGGUGGACGCUU
Dipodomys ordii (Ord's kangaroo rat) is the source of this 397-nucleotide messenger RNA. RefSeq names its product cytochrome c oxidase subunit 6A2, mitochondrial. The transcript has 3 exons. Gene Ontology annotation, cellular component: mitochondrial inner membrane. NCBI's taxonomy places the organism in Eukaryota, Metazoa, Chordata, Mammalia, Rodentia, Heteromyidae. The coding region runs from base 61 to 354 and encodes 97 amino acids. Gene Ontology annotation, biological process: mitochondrial electron transport, cytochrome c to oxygen. The record is from RefSeq and is a predicted model, not a curated record. Gene Ontology annotation, molecular function: enzyme regulator activity.